Messenger RNA from Emericellopsis atlantica, 1622 nucleotides. RefSeq lists its product as uncharacterized. Gene Ontology annotation, cellular component: extracellular region. Lineage: Eukaryota; Fungi; Ascomycota; Sordariomycetes; Hypocreales; Bionectriaceae. The record is from RefSeq and is a predicted model, not a curated record. The coding region runs from base 153 to 1601 and encodes 482 amino acids. The transcript is spliced from 2 exons.
GAGAUGCCCCAUUCGUGAUGGGAAAGAAAGGGUUCAUGGCAUGGUAGAACCCCUGCCGGUCAGCAAGUAUAUCAGGUCGUCUCCAUCUCGCACCACACAGCGUUCCAUUCCUUCUCUCUUCAUCCCCUCAUCUUCAUACCCACUCCGUCAUCAUGAAGGCCUCUAUCGCGUCCAUCUUCUUCGCCGGCCUGGCCACCAGCGCCGCAGCCCAGUCCAUCCAGGCUGCGGACUUCAAGAUCCAGGCCUCGGACUUCAAGGCCAACGAGCUCAAGGCCUCCAGCGCCCCCAAGGCUGUCGCCAUGUCCACCCUGCGUCAGCGCAAGGAGUCCCAGUUCUCCAAGGACAAGGCCGCUGGCAUGUACGACAUGGACCGCUACGAGGUCACCAGCGCCACCGAGUGCGUUGACGGCAAGGCGGGCGAGUACUCCUGCAACAACAUCGACCUGAAGGGCUUCAUCCGCCACCAGGACACCAACAGCCGCACCCGCGAGGGCAACGACCUCUGGGGGUGGACCUCUUCCUCUGGCCGCGAGUUCGCCCUCCUCGGUCAGUCGGACGGCACCGCCUUUGUCGAGGUCAACUCGGAUGGCAGCCUGACCUACGUCGGCCGUCUGCCUACACAGACUGUUGCGUCCUCGUGGCGUGACAUCAAGGUCAUCGGCAACUACGCCUACAUUGGCUCCGAGGCCCGUGACCACGGCAUGCAGAUCUUUGAUCUCCGCAAGCUGGAGAAGGCUGACAAGAAGAACCCGCCCACCUACAGCAUCUCCAAGGACUUGACGGCUCACUUCUCGGGCUUUGGCAGCAGCCACAACCUGGUCGCUAGCGAGGACCGGGACAUCAUUGCCGCUGUCGGCACCGAGGCCUCUCUCAAGUGCAACUCUGGCCUCUGGUUCGUCGACGUGUCGAACCCUUCGCGUCCCCAGGACGCCGGCUGCCUGUCUGAUGACGGCUAUGUGCACGAUGCGCAGAUGGUCAUCUACAACGGGCCGGAUCGUCGGUACCAAGGGAAGCAUGUGUCCUUCGGGUUCAACGAAGACGCCCUCGUGAUCAGCUUGAUCGACAGGCUCACCAUGCCAUCCCAGAUCUCCAGGACAACCUACAAUGGUGCUACAUACACCCACCAGGGUUGGGUGACCGAGGAUCACAAGUACUUGCUCCUGGACGACGAGCUGGACGAGCAAUAUAUGAACGGUCCCGCCGCCGACCAACGCACCACCACAUACGUUGUCGACAUCACCGACUUGUCCUAUCCUGUCUUCAGGGGUAUCUAUAAAAGUCCUUCAGUCAGCAUAGACCACAAUCAAUACAUUGUUGAUGGUCUGGCAUACCAGGCGAACUAUGGUUCUGGUCUACGGGUGGUCAACGUUACCUCGUUGGCCGAGGACGACACUGGUGCGCUGUUCGAGGAGACGGCCUUCUUUGAUGUGCGCCCCGAGGAUGAUGCCGUGGGCGGAGAGGCCACAUUCAACGGCGCCUGGUCGGUGUAUCCUUACUUCCAGUCUGGACAUAUUGUUGUCUCGUCGAUUGAGAGGGGUCUCUUUAGCUUGAAGCUGCAUGAGAAGAAGAAGAGCAAGUGUAAGAGGCAGCUACAUGUAUAAUUAGGAGAAUAUACUUUUGAU